AUGGCAGCUUCCCAUAAUCCUGAGCGUCCGGGCAAUAGUGAUCCUUCUACCAACACCGACGUUCCAGUUCCUCGCCUAGAUUUCCGAUGCCCCACAGACGACGCCUGGUAUGGAGUUCAGUUGCUUCUUCAGGGAGACACCCUUACCGUCAAUUACAAUGAUUUCUCCCAAGAAUUCGAUGAACAUUUCUGUGCUUCUGAGUUCAAGACACUCACAGAGAUCAAUACUUUCAAGUACCGGUUCCGCCCGGCGUCGGUUCAGUUGCAAGACCACCAGUGUUCCCAAGUCAGUCAAGGGAUGGUGGUCUGUAUCUCUCAUACGUAUUCAGAUGACGACCUUCUCUUCUAUGAUGCCUUCAUCGACAACGUGGAUCAUAAAGAACACUAUUAUGUUAAUGGGGAAGAGGAAUGCUCAUGUGAAUUCAAGGUUUUAUGGCGCCAUGGCCCUCUUGAUGGGAUAUAUACACAAACUAAAAUUGGAAAUAUUUGCAUAAUCCAAUCUGGAGGGGGAGAAGGGAAUGCUACAUUGGCAUCUUUUUUGAAGAUAUCAAGAGAGAAACUGGAAAUGGCUUCACCCAGCACUUUUUCCAUCCCCAGAAGUGGUGGUUCAAUCUGCAAAGAUGCUUCUAAUGGAAAUCAUGACUCAACUGUUCAACGCAAACAAAGUACAGCUGGUUGUACUAGUAAAGUACUGGUAAGUUAUUUUGUGGAAAACUCUACCAUAAGCACACUCACACACUGAAGACUUGCU
This is a messenger RNA of Telopea speciosissima, 750 nucleotides long. RefSeq lists its product as uncharacterized. Gene Ontology annotation, molecular function: chromatin binding. The record is from RefSeq and is a predicted model, not a curated record. Bases 1 to 741 code for a protein of 246 amino acids. The transcript is spliced from 2 exons. NCBI's taxonomy places the organism in Eukaryota, Viridiplantae, Streptophyta, Magnoliopsida, Proteales, Proteaceae.